This is a messenger RNA of Ahaetulla prasina, 663 nucleotides long. Its product is annotated as resistin-like. Gene Ontology annotation, cellular component: extracellular region. The coding region runs from base 64 to 399 and encodes 111 amino acids. Lineage: Eukaryota; Metazoa; Chordata; Lepidosauria; Squamata; Colubridae. Gene Ontology annotation, molecular function: hormone activity. The record is from RefSeq and is a predicted model, not a curated record. The transcript has 4 exons.
AAGACGGGUAAUUUGUUCAGGGCACAGAAUCCUCCCUGUUAAAGGAAAUUCUGCAUCCCUAAGAUGAAGAAACUCUUCAUAUUCCUACUGUUUACUGUGUUGCUUUCUGAAAAAUAUGCAAAUACUCAGACAUGUGAAGUUGAUAGCGUGAUUGAAUUGAAGACUAAGAAACUAAUUGAUUCUGCAGUGUCUUCCUUCCUGUCAAGGAUCCAGAUGGCUUGCCAAGAUGUGCUUGGUCAAGGUGCUUUUGCCACUUGUCCAUCAGGUUUUAUACCCACUUCAUGUGCCUGUGGAAUGGGUUGUGGAUCUUGGGAUGUUCGUCAAAAUUCAGUUUGUCACUGUCAAUGUGCCCGUAUUGACUGGACUUCAGCUCGGUGCUGCAAAAUCUUUCUUACCUGAUGCUGCUUUGAUGGCAGGCUGGCUCGAGUUUCUGUGCUCAAUAAAAGUAUGAAUCAAUAAUUCUAUGAAUUGUUCUCUACUUGAAUUUCCACCCAGUGUGCAGCCAGAAUCUGAUAAAUGGGUAACUAUUGAAUUUUAUGUGUAUAUGUAUCUGUGUUUGUGUGUCUGUGUUUGUGUCUCUCUGGCCCCAAAUUGGAAGCAAGUGCUGGUUACUUUAUCCUGUUGCAACCCUCUUAAGUAUAGAAUGACAAAAGUCAGUUUUGG